GUAUUCAGUGGCGAAUCAUGGAUUAGGUUUUUUCUUGUCAAUAAAAACAUGUAGGAUUCCUAUGUGCUUCAAUUAAGUGUAUUUGUUAUUAGACCAAGGGAAAAUAAACUUUGGUGCAUAGGGAGUCUUCAAUGGCGGCGAGACUAUUCAUCUCAGUAGCUUUGGUGGCCUUUCUCUAUUGGGCAUCCCUUUCUGGAGCUUCUGAUACAAGCCCAGAAGUUGCUUUUGUCAAAAAAACCAUCUCUUCUCACGACAUCGUCAUCUUCUCAAAGUCCUAUUGCCCAUAUUGUAAAAGGGCAAAAGCUGUCUUCAAAGAGUUGAACCAGGUUCCUCAUGUAAUUGAGCUUAAUGAGAGAGCUGACGGCUCUGACAUUCAAGAUGCUCUUCUUGAGAUUGUUGGGAGGCGCACUGUGCCUCAGGUGUUCAUAAAUGGAAAGCACAUUGGAGGCUCAGAUGAUACCGUGGAAGCCUAUGAAAGUGGGAAACUGGCAAAGCUUCUAGGUAUUGCUGCUGAUGAAAAAGAAGAACUCUGAACCAGAACUAACAAAAGUGUUAUUCAGUGCUAGAAUAACUCAUUCGCGUUGCUUUGAAUGCGGUACUUUUGUAACUCAUUCUUUUACCGACAGAGGAUAGAAAUGCAUAUUUAAAACUGUUUUAUUGAGAUAAACUCUGGAGAAAGUAUUAAAAGUGGAUGUACUAAAUGACAUAAUUCGCAAAUUUGUCUUUAAAGAAAUAUUGUGUAUGUAUUUAUUUUCUCAUUCAUCUACUUAAGCCUCUGUGAGUGAUGCUUUUCAGAAUGAAUAAUUAUGUGAAAAAAAUAAUUUCAUGCA
Mangifera indica (mango) is the source of this 830-nucleotide messenger RNA. Its product is annotated as glutaredoxin-C4-like. Gene Ontology annotation, biological process: cellular response to oxidative stress. NCBI's taxonomy places the organism in Eukaryota, Viridiplantae, Streptophyta, Magnoliopsida, Sapindales, Anacardiaceae. The coding region runs from base 132 to 533 and encodes 133 amino acids. The transcript has 5 exons. The record is from RefSeq and is a predicted model, not a curated record. Gene Ontology annotation, cellular component: cytoplasm. Gene Ontology annotation, molecular function: glutathione disulfide oxidoreductase activity.